UCUCUCCUCUUUGUUAUUGACAAUUUUCUCUCCGAACCUUCUUUUUCCAUGUAAAUCAGAAGUUUUCCCGGAUCAUUAUGAUCGCCAUAGAUGAUCAGCACGAAGAAGCACCAAGCCAAUCGGAACAACAAGAAGCACUUAUUAUUAGCCAGCAAGUAGAAGAGCUUGACAUUACUGUCGGCCGCUCGAAAGUCGACAGAGAGGACAAUUCCAUCAGCGAGUCGGCUACGACCAAGUCAAAUCAAACUGAGCCGCCGGCGAGCCUCGACGAGGUGGAGGAGAUUCUGAACUACAGAUUCAGGAACAAGAGGUUAUUGGAGGAAGCAUUUACUCACUGCUCGUACCCGAACGCGACCGUCUCGUACAAGCGAUUGGGGUACGUCGGCGACUCAGUACUCAACCUAAUCGUCACACGAGAACAGUACUCAGAUUACCCGGAUUUGUCACGAGCAUUGACCCGACUCCGUGCAGCCAACGUGGAUACGGAGAAGCUCGCACGUGUGGCGAUCAAGCACGAAUUACAUCGAUUUCUUCGCCAUAAGAAGCCGCUCCUUGGGGAACAAAUAGAAGAGUUCAAGAAAGCAAUAGAGGAAUAUCCAUUGCACUCAAAUGGUCUGGUUGUGGUGCCAAAAGUUCUAGCUGAUAUUGUUGAAUCCACCAUUGGAGCUGUUUUCGUUGACUGCAACAGCAUCGAUAUCGUUUGGAAGGUUUUCGAAGAUAUAUUAAAACCGAGAAUAAGUCCGGAAACCCUAAAAAAGCACCCAGUUACAGAACUAUAUGAAGAGUGCCAGAAGCGAAAUCUAAAACUUCGGUUUGUAGACCAAUGGAAAGAGAGUAUGGCGUUUGAUGUAUUCAUCGAUGAUCAACUGGUUGGCAAAGGGAUUUAUGGCCUCAAGAAGGAAAUUGCACUAAAUAGGGCUGCUAAAGAUGCUUUGGUCAACAUUCUGAAAUUUUUUGUAGCUUCCCAAACGUCAUAAGCUUUUUAUCUCUUAUUUCUUCUUGUAUAAUUUUUUUAAAAGAUCAUAAGUUCAAAUUACAUAAU
Molecule: messenger RNA, 1042 nt
Organism: Carica papaya (papaya)
Lineage: Eukaryota; Viridiplantae; Streptophyta; Magnoliopsida; Brassicales; Caricaceae
Gene: RTL1
Product: RNAse II-like 1
Biological process (GO): siRNA processing
Cellular component (GO): cytoplasm; nucleus
Molecular function (GO): ribonuclease III activity; RNA binding
Source: RefSeq, a predicted model, not a curated record